Molecule: messenger RNA, 6831 nt
Organism: Gopherus evgoodei (Goodes thornscrub tortoise)
Lineage: Eukaryota; Metazoa; Chordata; Testudines; Testudinidae
Gene: CACNA1S
Product: calcium voltage-gated channel subunit alpha1 S
Biological process (GO): calcium ion import across plasma membrane
Cellular component (GO): membrane; voltage-gated calcium channel complex
Molecular function (GO): high voltage-gated calcium channel activity
Source: RefSeq, a predicted model, not a curated record
UCCCGCUCUGCACCGAGGAGACUGGCUCAGCAGAAGAGAACCAGAAGGGGCUUCGGGCUGGGGACGGGGGUCUCAACUGGGGGAAGAGAGGACAGGGGGAGAAGAACGGCUGGCGGAGGUAGCUAGGGUGGGAAGAUCAUGGAGCCUGCUUCUGCCCAGGAUGAUCAGAAGAAAAAGCAACAGAAAGAAAAGUCAAAGAAACCGGUGCCACCAGCAGCCCCCCGGCCAGCCAGGGCUCUGUUCUGCUUAACCCUUCAGCACCCGCUGCGGAAAGCCUGCAUCGGCAUUGUGGAAUGGAAACCCUUCGAGAUCAUUAUCCUGAUGACCAUCUUUGCCAACUGUGUGGCGUUGGCUGUCUACCUGCCCAUGCCGGAGGAUGAUACCAACGCUUCUAACUCCAGCCUGGAGAAGAUAGAGUACGUCUUCCUGAUCAUCUUUACCAUUGAAGCCACACUCAAGAUCAUCGCCUAUGGGUUUCUACUUCACACGGACGCCUACCUCCGAAAUGGCUGGAACGUGCUGGACUUUGCCAUUGUCUCUUUGGGGCUGGUCACGGUGGUUGUGGAGCAGAUCAAUGUGAUGCAGGGCGCACCGCUGACGGGGAAGGGCGGCUUUGACGUCAAAGCCCUGCGAGCCUUCCGCGUGCUGAGACCCCUGCGCCUGGUGUCGGGAGUGCCAAGCCUGCAGGUGGUCCUGAACUCCAUCAUCAAGGCCAUGGUGCCCCUGCUCCACAUCGCCCUGCUGGUCCUCUUCAUGAUCAUCAUCUAUGCCAUUGUCGGGCAGGAGCUGUUCAAGGGAAAGAUGCACAAGACCUGCUACUACAUCGGGACAGAUGUCAUUGCCACAGGGGAAAUGGAGAAGCCUUCUCCAUGUGCCAGCACCGGCCACGGGCAUCACUGCACCAUGAACGGCACUGAGUGCAGGAGCGGGUGGCCAGGGCCCAACAAUGGCAUUACCCACUUUGAUAAUUUUGGCUUUGCCAUGCUGACCGUGUACCAGUGCAUCACCAUGGAGGGAUGGACGGAAGUCCUCUACUGGGUGAACGACGCCAUCGGGAACGAGUGGCCUUGGAUCUAUUUCGUCAGCCUCAUUCUGCUGGGCUCUUUCUUCGUUCUCAACCUGGUGCUGGGCGUGCUCAGCGGGGAGUUCACCAAGGAGCGUGAGAAGGCCAAGUCACGGGGCACGUUCCAGAAACUGCGGGAGAAGCAGCAGCUGGAGGAGGAUCUGAAGGGCUACAUGGACUGGAUCACCCAUGCCGAAGUCAUGGAUAGCCACCGGGCCAGGGGAGAAGGGAUGCUGCCAUCAGAGGAAGGGGGUUCAGAGACAGAGAGCCUGUAUGAAAUUGAGGGCAUGAACAAAUGGAUUCUCUUCUUCCGGCAGUGGAGGCGAUGGAACCGCCUGUUCCGCAGGAAGUGCCGCGAGGUGGUGAAGUCCAAGUUUUUCUAUUGGCUGGUGAUCCUGCUCAUCUCGCUGAACACCCUGUCAAUUGCUUCCGAGCAUCACUGGCAGCCCGAGUGGCUGACCCGUGUGCAAGAAAGCGCCAACCGGGUGCUGCUGGCGCUCUUUGCGGCCGAGAUGCUGCUGAAGAUGUACGCGCUGGGCCUGCGCCAGUACUUCAUGUCUCUCUUCAACCGCUUCGACUGCUUCGUGGUGUGCGUCGGCAUCCUGGAGAUUAUCCUGGUGGAGAUCAACGUCAUGUCGCCCUUGGGCAUCUCCGUCCUGCGGUGCAUUCGCCUGCUGAGGAUCUUCAAGAUAACCAGGUACUGGACCUCUCUGAGCAACCUGGUGGCAUCUCUGCUAAACUCGGUCCGCUCCAUCGCCUCCCUGCUCCUCCUCCUCUUCCUCUUCAUCAUCAUCUUCUCCCUGCUGGGGAUGCAGCUCUUCGGUGGGAAGUACGACUUUGAAGACAUGGAAGUGCGGCGCAGCACCUUCGAUAACUUCCCCCAGGCACUCAUCAGUGUCUUCCAGAUCCUGACCGGAGAAGACUGGAAUUCAAUCAUGUACAAUGGGAUCAUGGCUUAUGGAGGACCCUCAUUCCCCGGCGUGCUGGUCUGCAUUUACUUCAUCAUCCUCUUUGUCUGUGGGAACUAUAUCCUGCUCAAUGUCUUCCUGGCCAUCGCUGUGGACAAUCUGGCUGAGGCCGAGAGCCUGACGUCGGCCCAGAAAGCCAAAGCCGAGGAGAAAAAGCGGAGGAAAAUGUCCAGAAGUUACCCGGAGAAAUCCGAGGAGGAAAAGCUCCUGCUGGCCAAGAAGCUGGAGCAGAAAGCCAAGGCCGAAGGAAUCCCUACCACUGCCAAGUUAAAAGUGGACGAGUUUGAAUCAAACGUAAAUGAGAUCAAAGACCCCUACCCUUCUGCUGAUUUCCCAGGUGAUGAUGAGGAAGAUGAGCCCGAAAUCCCCCUGAGCCCUCGGCCACGCCCCCUGGCAGAGCUGCAGCUCAAGGAGAAAGCAGUGCCCAUGCCCGAAGCCAGCGCCUUCUUCAUCUUCAGCCCAACCAACAGGAUCCGAGUGCUGUGCCACCGAAUUGUCAAUGCCACCUGGUUCACCAACUUCAUCCUGCUCUUCAUCCUGCUCAGCAGCGUCUCCCUGGCAGCUGAGGAUCCCAUCCGGCCUGAGUCCUUCAGGAACCAGGUUCUGGGAUAUUUUGACAUGGGCUUCACCUCCGUGUUCACAGUUGAAAUAGUCUUGAAGAUGACUGCAUACGGUGCAUUCCUUCACAAGGGGUCCUUCUGCCGGAACUACUUCAACAUCCUGGAUCUGCUGGUGGUUGCUGUCUCCCUCAUCUCCAUGGGAAUUGAGUCCAGCACCAUCUCCGUGGUGAAAAUCCUGAGGGUGCUGAGAGUCCUGCGGCCGCUGCGGGCCAUAACAGAGCGAAGGGGACUGCAUCAUGUAGUCCAGUGCGUGUUCGUGGCCAUCAAGACCAUCGGUAACAUUGUGAUUGUCACCACCCUGCUGCAGUUCAUGUUCGCCUGCAUCGGGGUGCAGCUCUUCAAGGGGAAGUUUAGCAGCUGUACGGAUCCUGCCAAGAUGACAGAAAAGGAAUGCAGGGGCUACUUCAUCGUGUACUUGGACGGCAGCCCCACGCAGCUAAGGCUGCACCAGCGCGAGUGGGUGCACAAUGACUUCCACUUCGACAAUGUCCUCUCAGCCAUGAUGUCGCUCUUCACUGUCUCCACCUUCGAGGGCUGGCCGCAGCUGCUGUAUAAGGCCAUUGACACCCACACCGAGGACAUGGGCCCCAUCUACAACUACCGGGUGGAGAUUGCCAUCUUCUUCAUCAUCUACAUCAUCCUCAUCGCCUUCUUCAUGAUGAACAUCUUCGUCGGCUUCGUCAUCGUCACCUUCCAGGAGCAGGGUGAGAGCGAAUACAAGAACUGUGAGCUGGACAAGAAUCAGCGCCAGUGUGUCCAGUACGCGCUGAAAGCCCGCCCUCUGAGACGCUACAUCCCCAAGAACCCCUAUCAGUACCAGAUCUGGUAUGUGGUGACCUCCUCUUACUUCGAGUACCUCAUGUUCUUCCUGAUCAUGCUGAACACCAUCUGCCUGGGCAUGCAGCACUACAACCAGUCAGCUGAGAUGAACCACAUCUCGGACAACUUGAACGUGGCCUUCACCAUCCUCUUCACCCUGGAGAUGUUCCUCAAGCUCAUGGCCUUCAAAGCCAAGGGCUAUUUCGGCGACCCCUGGAAUGUCUUUGAUUUCCUCAUCGUAAUCGGUAGCAUCAUCGACGUCAUCCUGAGCGAGAUCGAUACGUUUCUUGCUUCCAGUGGCGGACUGUACUGCCUAAGCGGAGGCUGUAAUGGCAUUGAUUCUGCAGACAAUACUCGCAUCUCCAUCACCUUCUUCCGACUUUUCCGGGUGAUGAGGUUGGUGAAGCUGUUGAGCCGGGGGGAAGGAGUCAGGACCCUGCUCUGGACCUUCAUCAAGUCCUUCCAGGCCCUGCCCUACGUGGCGUUGCUGAUUGUGAUGCUGUUCUUCAUCUACGCUGUGAUCGGGAUGCAGAUGUUUGGGAAAAUCGCCCUGGUGGAGAACCCAAUCAACCGGAACAACAACUUCCAGACCUUCCCGCAAGCCAUCCUGCUGCUCUUCAGGUGUGCGACAGGCGAGGCCUGGCAGGAGAUCUUGCUGGCCUGCAGCUACGGGAAAAAGUGUGACCCUGAGUCUGAUUACGCCCCAGGGGAGGAGUACGCCUGUGGCACGGGCUUCGCCUACUUCUACUUCAUCAGCUUCUACAUGCUCUGCGCCUUCCUGAUUAUCAACCUCUUUGUCGCCGUCAUCAUGGACAACUUUGACUACCUCACGCGAGACUGGUCUAUCCUGGGUCCGCACCACCUGGACGAAUUCAAAAGAAUCUGGGCAGAAUACGACCCGGAAGCCAAGGGAAGAAUCAAACAUCUGGAUGUGGUGACCCUGCUGAGACGCAUCCAGCCUCCCCUGGGCUUUGGGAAGUUCUGUCCGCACCGCGUGGCUUGCAAGCGCCUGGUGUGCAUGAACAUGCCUCUGAACAGCGAUGGCACCGUCACCUUCAAUGCCACUCUCUUCGCUCUGGUGCGGACAGCCCUCAAGAUCAAGAUGGAAGGUAACUUUGAGCAGGCCAAUGAGGAGUUGAGGGCCAUUAUCAAGAAGAUCUGGAAGAGAACUAGCAUGAAACUCUUGGACCAGGUCAUUCCACCAAUUGGAGAGGAUGAGGUGACCGUGGGCAAGUUCUAUGCGACCUUCCUCAUCCAGGAGCACUUUAGGAAGUUCAUGAAGCGCCAGGAGGAGUAUUAUGGGUAUCGGCCCAAAAAGAACACCAUUGCUAUCCAGGCCGGCCUGAGAAGCAUCGAAGAGGAAGCCGCGCCCGAAAUCCACCGAGCAAUCUCUGGAGACUUGACUGCCGAGGAGGAGCUGGAGAGGGCCAUGAUGGAGGCAGCGAUUGAGGAAGGGAUAUACAGGAGGACGGGUGGCUUGUUCGGUCAUGUUGAUUCCUUCCUGGAGCGGAACAGCCCCCUGCAGCCCCAUGUGACCAGCCAGAGACCCCUGCAGUUCACCGAAGUGGGGAGCGAAGACUUGGACUCUCCCGUCUUCCUCGAUGACUUCCCCCCAGACAGGAACACCAACGCCAACAACAGCAACACAGCCGCACGGGUGCAGUACGAGGACGAGCUGCAGGGGGAGAGGAUGUUGCCAGCAUCCUGCCAGCCACGGCCGUACUCUGCCCUGGGCCACAACCGCUCCUUCUGCCUGGAGAAGCGGCAGCGGCGGCUGGACAGGAAACGGGCAGCCAGUGUCGGUGGAUGCCCAGGGUGGGGGCUGCAGCUGCCCAGAGAGGAGGCUGCUGCUCAGGAGUGGGGAGAGGAGCUGAGCUCCGAGUGCCAGCUGGAUGGUGGCAGUGACAUGAACGGGGAGGGAGACGCUGCUGCCUCUACCCCAGCCACCACCUUACUCAUCCAGGAGGCUCUGCUCUCCGGUGGCCUCAGCACUCUGGCCUGCGACCCAUCCUUUGUGACAGCCAUGAGAGCUGAGAUGGCUGCCACCUGCCAGCUGGAGAUGGUGGUGAUGGAAGAGACUGCGGCCGAGCUGCUGAGGGGAAGGGAAAGCCCGGAGGGAGUGGAGGCCGGUUCCACCCGCUGACACACCUUGGCCAUGUCCCAGCAUAGCUCCCCUGGGCCCAGCACGCCUGGCUCCCAAAGGCCAUCUCCAGUCCCCACCUGUGAGACACUGCCGGGGAUCCCCCUCACCAACGGUGCCAGUCGGGAGGUGCUGCCCGUUUGUGGGCUUUGAGAGGGUUACCGUGGAAACACAGCGCCAUCUCCUCCCAUGCACAGCCCUGACUGGUUGCUCUCUGCCCUGGGCCAGGCAGAUGGGAGCCAGAGAAGGACUCGCCGGGCUGUUUGGGGAGGAGCGGCGAAGGCCUGAACUCUGGGUACAUUUCCUACAGGGGUGUCUGGUGCUGCAUGGACAGGGUGUGCCCCCUGCCCUCCCAAGAGCUGUAACGUUUGCACCAGAGGGGUCAUUAAGUCCCUGGCACCGCGCAUCGUGCUACCUCCGCUCUGUCCUUCAGGUGCUCUGGUCUUCGAUCAGAGGGGGGCCAGUGGAGACUCUUGGGGGCCUGCUUUCCAGCAGUGCUGAGCACCUGCAGCUCCAGCCAAUGCAGCGGGAGGCCGUGGGUAUCCCGUCCCUCUGAACACCAGCCCCUAGUGUCUCCAGUCAGGCCUGCCGAAUGAGCGGACCACUUUCCAACCAUGGGCUGAAUGUACAUAGCCAGAGCCGGCCUUGCCAUCUAGACAAGGCACCUGCUACAGAUGGGGGAUGAGGCCCAGCGAGGGAAGGGUGGGAGAUUUUCAACUAUUUCUGUCGCUCUCUGUGAUGUGCUGGAAGUCUUGCCUCUCAUUGUUCACAUGAGCCUUUGCAACCAAUGCUGGGGUGGACUGGCCGAAGGUCACAGGGGGAGUCUGUGGCCACCGUGGGAAACUGACUCCACAUCUGAGUCCCGGCCAGAGCCUUAACCACGAGCCCACCCUUCCUCUGACACAGCAUCCCUUCCUGUCCCAGGAGGCACGACCUGAGCCUGCCCUUCUCUUGGACCCUGAGCUGGGAGGGGCAACUUGCCCCGUGAUGAUUUAUUAUUGCUAUUACCCUAGUGCCUAGGAGUGCCCGUAUGAUGCCCAGGGUUGUGCCAACACAGGACAGAAAGAAGUACGGUGCCCUAAGAGGCCAGCUCACCACCUAAGCCCUGGGUCGAUCUCCCUGUCACAUUGUCUUCACCCAGGACCGGUGGCAUUUCUGGCCGCUGAGUAAAUUGCACGUGUGUUUUGUUCUAAUCAGCCCAAUAAAAAGGAGAUUUGGUGC